UGACGUCAUCAGAGGGGGACAGCGGACGUUGCGCUGAGGCGGAUCAGGACUGAAGCGGAUUUAUGGACCGAGACGAGCAAGGUGGAUUAGAGGCUCAGAGUCUCUCUACCUGAGUAAAUCUGGAUCGAUCCAAAUCGUCUCUGACGUGUUUAUUGAAGAGACCUUGCGCUGUUUCUUGAUAAAGAGAGAAGACGACGACGACGUCAGGAUCAACGAGACGCUGCAACGCGUCUCCAUGACAACGGGCUCACCUGUACAUCACACAGGAGUGAAUAAAGUUUGAUUCAUCAUGUCUGAGUCGAGUGGCGAUGGAGGGAAGUGGCUGGACGCUCACUACGACCCGGUGGCUGGUCUGUACACCUUCUCUUCCUGCGUGGACCUGGCGGACCUGAGCGGGGACGGGGAGAGCCGGCUGGUGGUGGGGGACCUGGGCUCAGGCUCGUCCGGCAUGAAGCUGAAGGUGUACCGGGGUACAGCGCUGAUGAGCGAGAGCACCCUGCUCGACCUGCCCGCCGGCCUCGUCGCCUUCUUCAUGGACCUGCACGAGCCGCGCAUCCCUGCCGUCGCUGUGGCGUCCGGACCCUGCGUCUACGUCUACAAGAACCUAAGGCCGUACUUCAAGUUCACCCUGCCCGGUCUGGAGGUCAACUCGCUGGAGCAGGACGUGUGGCAGCAGGCGAGGGAGGGUCAGAUCGACCCUCUGACCCUGAAGGAGAUGUUGGAGGGAGUCAGGAAGAAGGCCGACAUCCCGCUGUCCGUCCGCUCGCUCAGGUUCCUCUCCCUGGAGACCAGCGACAUGGACGAGUUCGUCCAGCUGCACAAACAGCAGCCAAUCAGACGACAGACGGUCAUCACCUGCAUCGGGACUCUGAAGAAGAGUACGGCUGAUGAAGACGGUGUCAGCUGUUUGGUGAUUGGUACAGAGAGCAGCGACGUCUACGUCCUCGACCCCGAAGCUUUCAUCAUCCUCUCCAAGAUGUCACUGCCAGCUGCUCCCACCAUGAUGGACGUGACGGGUCAGUUUGACGUAGAGUUUCGCAUCACGGCGGCAUGUCGCAACGGAAACAUCUACAUUCUGCGCAGGGAGUCGGACAAACCGAAGUACUGUAUCGAGCUGUCAUCUCACCCGGUGGGUCUGGUGCGAGUCGGGAAGAACGUGGUGGUCGGCUGCACCGAUGAGAGUCUGCAGGGCUUCACACAGAAGGGGAAGAAACUGUGGAGGACCAUCCUCCCCGCUCCCAUUACCACCAUGGCUGCCAUGGACCUCCCUACCCGAGGCUUCCAGGCAGUUCUGGUGGGCCUGGCUAACUGCGAGGUCCAGCUGUACCGGGACAAGAACCUGCUGAGCACCAUCAAGACGCCCGACGUGGUCACCAGCAUCUGCUUUGGCCGGUAUGGGCGUGAGGACGGGACCCUCAUCAUGACCACCAAGGGAGGCGGUCUGAUAGUGAAGAUCCUAAAGAGGACAGCGGCGUUCGAUGACAAGGAUAGUGCCCCCGGGCCGCCACUGGCCCAGAGCGUCCGCCUCAAUGUGCCGAAGAAGACCAAGUUAUACGUGGACCAGACACUGAGGGAGCGGGAGAACGGCCUGGCUAUGCACCGCGCCUUCCAGAUGGACCUGAGCCGCCUGCGGCUGGCUGCCGCCAAAGCCUAUGUCAAGGCCCUGGAGUCCAGCCUAACGCCAAUGUCGUCCAGCCUCACCGAGCCGCUCAAGAUGAACGCUGUGGUCCAGGGUCUGGGUCCAUCCUUCAAACUGACCCUGAACGUCCAGAACACGGCGGCAUGUCGGCCCGUCAUGAACCUGGCCAUCAGCUUCCUGUACGACGAGAGCCUGUACCGGAUGAGGAACCCGUACAUGAAGAUUCCCCUGCUGGUGCCCGGACUCAUCUACCCCGUCGAGACCUUCGUGGAGUGCACCAGCGACAAGGGCAUCUCCGACAUCAUCAAGGUGUUCAUCCUGCAUGAGGGGAAGAGCUCCCCGCUGCUGACUGCCCACAUCAACAUGCCGGUCAGCGAGGGACUGACGCUCAACUGAUAACACAACAAUUUUAUUUAUUAUACGAAACAUCACAGGACGAACUAUCAAACAACGCUUCAACUCUAUUUAUAACAAACACAAAACACGGGGCUGAACCGGCGAGGUGGGAUUAGUGAUUGGAAGCAAAGAAAGACAGUAAAGAUUUUAAUCUUGAAAGAAGCUCAGAACUAAAAUUCCAAAGUUCCCAAUAUUUGAAAAAAACUACAAUGCUCAAAUUGAUCAACUUAACUUUUAUUGGUCAAAUAAAAAACAACAAUUUGAACUAUUUGAACAUCAGUCCUUGGUCCUGUCAGGUUACAUCAUAUGAUGGAGAAAAACGUGAAUCCAGUCACUCAUAAAAGUAAUUCAUUAUUUUGGCCUUUUUUUGCUUCCAUACCAGAACAAAGAAAACUGGGAUUUCUUACAGGAACUUGAAUGAUGGUUUAUUUGACUCUACUUGUGAUAGUUUCAGACCUUUGUAGAUCAGAACCUGCAAAUGUUCUGCUGUUUAAUGUGUUUGUAUAGAUUUAAGUUUGUUGUUUAUUGUGAUGUAAUUAGUUUAGUGAUAAUGAUUCAUAAACAUGUUGUUCGAGCUCUCAGGGAUAAACUGCAGACUAAAGAUGUUUUUGUUCAUGAAUGUUUGUAUAGAAAUAUUAACAUGUUCUAAAAAUUGUGUAUUUUUUAAAUGAAGUUUUGAAUGUAGGAAAAAAUAAAGCAUAAACAACACA
This is a messenger RNA of Lates calcarifer (barramundi perch), 2745 nucleotides long. It is a transcript of the gene bbs1, whose product is annotated as Bardet-Biedl syndrome 1. Gene Ontology annotation, cellular component: axoneme; BBSome; centrosome. The record is from RefSeq and is a predicted model, not a curated record. NCBI's taxonomy places the organism in Eukaryota, Metazoa, Chordata, Actinopteri, Centropomidae. The coding region runs from base 290 to 2035 and encodes 581 amino acids. Gene Ontology annotation, molecular function: patched binding; smoothened binding. Gene Ontology annotation, biological process: protein localization to cilium; non-motile cilium assembly. The transcript is spliced from 7 exons.